Molecule: messenger RNA, 1241 nt
Organism: Filobasidium floriforme
Lineage: Eukaryota; Fungi; Basidiomycota; Tremellomycetes; Filobasidiales; Filobasidiaceae
Product: Nse4 C-terminal-domain-containing protein
Exons: 9
Coding region: 80-1117 (345 amino acids)
Biological process (GO): DNA repair
Cellular component (GO): Smc5-Smc6 complex; nucleus
Source: RefSeq, a predicted model, not a curated record
UACAGACUCGUUAUACAAGAAACAUUCCUCCUACUUAGAGCUGCUGCGACCCGAGCCGGGGCUAGGUGAUCUACGGACCAUGGAGAGCGAAGAAGAAAACGGUGCUGGGUCUGGGGAUGAGAUCGUCAACGGCCGUGAUGGAGGAAUGCCGCGAGAGUCACAGUAUACUGAGCCUGAAGCCAAGGAGAAGAUGAGAGGCUUGCGGGCGGAGCUUGAAGAGGACAACAGGGAUCCUUCCAAGUUGACGAUGAAAAAGGUCGUACAACAGCUGGAUCUGCAACAAGAAUACUAUGCGGCAGGCAAGAACACUGAAAGCCGGAUCAUGGAUGCGGGCAACCUGCUACUUGUAUCAGAAAACCUACAUCGACUGAGCAAGAAAGAGAGGGCCAAUGCCAACGCCUAUGAUAUCAACGAAUUCCUCGAGCCACUCCGAUCGAAACUCGGUUUUGAUCUGCCCACAGUCGAGGAAGAGGGUGAGGACAACUUGCGAGGUAUACGCAAGAAUGGGGAACUUGGAGAUUGGGAGAGGAUCGGAUGGAUGGCUACGAAACGCAUGAGAACGGUCAUGGGACUCGAGAGCAUUAAUGGGAUGAUGGCUGUCGAGCACAAGAAGCGCGUCGUCAAGAAGCGAGCCAAACAAGCCGCUCUCGGGGCAGAAGUGAGACCUACCGAAUUGAGGGAACAAGACAUGGCGGCAAGCAAGAACGAGACGACGGAAAACGUCAAGAGCGUGUACAAGCGGCUACGAGAUUUCGAAGCAAACGACCUGCCGGUAGAAGGGGAGUAUGGCGGAGUCAACUUUUACGAAUGGAUCAUCAACCCCGAAAGCUUUUCAGAGACCGUGGAGAAUCUCUUCUAUACGUCAUUUCUGGUUCGGGAAGGCAAGCUCGUCAUUGAUAUCGAUGAUGAGGGGAUUCCUAGGCUAUAUGACGCUUUGGCCCCGCUGGAAGACGGGACGGAACCCGACCCGAUUCCGAAUACGGCACCAAAGAUUCAAGAGGUUCUGCAGUUCGAUAUGGACACUUGGAAGGAGGCGAUAAGAUUGUUCAACAUCACAAAACCCAUGAUUCCGGCACGCGGUCCCGUCAACACGCAGAAGGAUUCGUGGGCAGUGUAAUUUGGCCAUGUUCACGGAACAUCAGCAUACGCAGCCUCUGCGAUUGUAGCACAAGGACGUGUAUGUAUUCUUCUAUUGUAUCGAUACGACCUUAAAGAGUCGAUCCCGCCGUUCGAACGUAUUU